ACCUGCCUAGCACAGUCGUCAAGGACUAGCUGACUCUGAGCCUGCAAGCACCGCCGGCCAUGGCAGCGCGGAGGUGGCUCCUCUGGCCGGGAGGGACCACGCUGGAGCAAUUCAAGGAGUGGCUGAAGCAGUUCGACGUGGACGGCGACGGCCGGAUCAGCAAGGCGGAGCUCCGCCAGGCCAUCCGCCGCCGGGGCUGCUGGUUCGCCACCCUCAGGGCUGGCCGAGCCCUCCGCCACGCCGACAGGGACAAGAGCGGCUACAUUGAAGACGCCGAGAUUGAGAAUCUCGUCGCGUUCGCGCAGAAAGACCUCGGCAUGAAGAUCUCUGCCUGGUAACUAGCUCGGUUUCAACUUUAGUACCACCUAGUGGGCACUCUAGUACCACCUUGAGUCGUGUGCUCUAGUUUCAACUUCGACAUGGCAAAUUAUGCAGAAUAAUGUGUGUACUAAA
This is a messenger RNA of Triticum urartu, 453 nucleotides long. RefSeq lists its product as uncharacterized. Gene Ontology annotation, molecular function: calcium ion binding. NCBI's taxonomy places the organism in Eukaryota, Viridiplantae, Streptophyta, Magnoliopsida, Poales, Poaceae. The record is from RefSeq and is a predicted model, not a curated record.